Molecule: messenger RNA, 3445 nt
Organism: Trichobilharzia szidati
Lineage: Eukaryota; Metazoa; Platyhelminthes; Trematoda; Strigeidida; Schistosomatidae
Source: the annotation of a GenBank genome assembly
GUCAGCUGUAGCGUUGCGCAUUAUGAAUUUGAUACAUGUUAUUAUUUUUCCAAUGACACUGGUUUGAAGAUAAUGCUUUAGUUCAACGACUAAGUCAAAUACACACAAACCUUCUUUUAGGUUAAUGGAUGACACUCUAAAUAGUCAUUGCAGUAAAUUGCCUAGUUUUUGUCACUUAAAAGAAGAUGAAUGUGGAGGAUCAUCAGGAGAUUCAUCUUCUGACGAUGAAACUAUCUUAGAUAACGAGAUCGCAGAAGAUCAAAAAGCUGGACAGCAGUCCACUCAACCAUCACUAGGACUAGUUGACGAGGAAAAUAUUCUCAUACUUCCCUCAGAAGACGAGGGGGAGAAAACUGACAGCGAUGUGAACUCACACAAAAGUCAUUCGGAAUCAAAAAAAUCCUCCUGUGAUUCUCAUAUUAAGAAUAAAACAAUCAAUGAAUCAGCAGCAGGAGUGAGUAGACAAGCUUCCAAGAAACGCAAAAAGAAGCGACAGUUGACAGUAAAUCUUUCGAAUUGCAAGUAUGAAUCAGUUCGCAGGGUUUUGAAAAGAUAUGGCUUUCGAGAAACAGAAGAUGAUGAAGACUGGUGUCUUUAUUGGACCGACUACUCUGUUAAUAUAGAUAGGGUCUUGGUUAUGAAACAGUGGCAGAAGAUAAAUCACUUUCCUGGAAUGUCAGAAAUAUGUCGCAAAGACAGUUUGGCACGUAAUUUAAAUCGAAUGGUUCGAUUGUUUCCUAAAGAUUAUAACAUCUUCCCUAAAUCUUGGUGUCUUCCAUCUGAUUGGAAUGAAAUACAAAAUUAUGCAAGAAAACAUAAGAGUAAAACGUACAUUUUAAAGCCAGAUAAUGGAUGUCAAGGUCGUGGUAUUUAUAUCACUAAAAAUGCUAAAGAUAUUCGACCAUUGGAAAAUAUGAUUUGUCAAGUGUAUAUAUCUAAGCCUUUUCUUAUCGAUGGAUAUAAAUUUGAUAUGAGGAUAUAUGUUCUGCUGACUUCGUGUGAUCCACUGCGUUUAUUUGUAUUUAAAGAUGGUUUAGUGCGCUUUACUACAUGUUCAUAUGCUGAACCAAAUCAACGUAAUGUACAUGAUAUGUAUAUGCAUUUAACUAAUUAUGCUGUACAAAAGCAUAGUGAUAGUUAUAUUAGAGAUAAUGAAGAAGGCGGUACAAAACGGCGUAUUACAACACUCAAUCGAUGGUUUACAGAUAAUGGUUAUGAUGUUAAGAAAAUUUGGGAUGAUAUAGAUGAUGUAAUCAUUAAGACAGUACUAUCUGGUUAUGCUAUAAUUAAACAUAAUUAUAGAACAUGCUUUCCAAAUCAUAUACAAACUUCAGCUUGUUUUGAAAUUCUUGGUUUCGAUAUAAUGUUCAGUCAUAGAUUGAAGCCGUAUGUACUAGAAGUGAAUCAUUCGCCAAGUUUUACAACAGACAGUAAAUUAGACAAAGAAAUUAAAGAGGCUAUGCUAUGGGAUGCUGUACAACUUGCACAUUUUACGGCAAUUAGUAAGAAAAAAUGUUGUGAUGAAGAAAGAAAGCGUAUUCGAAAUCGUUUGUUACACAAAAGUGGAGAUAAAGAACAUAGAUAUUCAAUAGAAAAGGAGAUUGAAAGAUACCAAGCACUGAGUGAAAAAUACGAAAAUUCCCAUAUGGGUAAUUUUCGUCUAAUUUAUCCAUCAUCUGAUAUGGAGAAGUAUUCACCAUUUCUUAAUCCAACUGCAACAUUUUAUCAAGAGACAGUUACAUAUAAAGUGAGAAGUGAAUGUGCAAGACAACUCAGAGAGGAAAUACGCAUGAAACAAGAAAAACUAGAUAUAAUUACAAAUAAGCAUAAAGCAAGUCAAUCUGAAAGUCCAGCGCCUAAACGAUUGAAAAUUAAAACAAAUACUUCACUGUCAAGGGGAAUCAAAUCAAGCCAUAAACAUGGUGAAAUUAAUGACUCUAAUCAGCUGAUCCAUAUUAAUCAAGAUCACUUUGUAACUAAUAAAGGAGAUAUACAAAACCCCGAACUGUAUAACCAACAAAUGGAUAAAGUAGAGGAACAAGAACAGAAAUAUCCUACCACUGAAUGUAUAAAUAUGCCAAUAGGCAAUGAAGAUAAUCAGAUAUUGCCUAAUACCUUAUUAGAUAAUAAAGAUGUUUAUUUCAUUGAUACUAAAUUACCUCAGCCUAUAUUUGAUCAUGAAGAAAUUGAACGGAAGAAUGAAUUAAAAAAACGUGAAAUUCUAAUGCAUAAAAUUGGUCUAAUUUCAAUGUUGAAUGAAGUAUUUACACAGUGUGCACAAAUACAUCCUGAAAAUCUAAGCAAUCAGAUGAAUAAAAAGUUUACAGCUUUCAAUAAUCAUGAAGGUAGUCAGAAAAAAAUUCACCAACCUCAACAAGAUAUAAAUGACAAAAAGGAGAGGGUUUUGAAUGUUUUAAAGCCAACAGCAGCAUGGAAAAACCGUACACAAUUAUUACGAAGGCAAGGAUUCUGGAUUAGAAAUCAACAACACGAAAAUUCUUCUCAGAUAAAAUUGGACACUUCACUCGACGUGUACCAAACUCCUACUUCAGGCGAUAAUUCAAAAAUAUUCGGUGCCCAGAAUACCGAAAAUAAACCAUCUACCGGUCAUAAUACUGAAAACUUUUCUAUACAACCAACGGAUAGAAAUCAUUUCAUGCAUUCAGAUCAGCCAUUAUUAUGCGCUAAUCCUGUCUUCGGUUCCCUACCAUCUCAUCAAUCUCAAAUACAAACAAAGCUUCAAAAACAUCAACAAUCUUAUCGUAUACAAUCGGAAAAUUUCUCCAACUCAGGUAUACAUUCAAAUACCUCCUCACAAAUACAUCAAAUCACUGGUCAAAUGAGUCAAAAUUUACUCCUAACCACUGAUGGUAAUAAAUACACAUUUCCAACCUCCACUCUCUUAACAUCAAAUCAUAAUUGCAAUGAUUCAAUUAGCAUAGGUGUAAAGACCUAUCAACCGAUUAGAAAUGUAUCGUCUAACAGAACAACUAAUUCAUCUAAUACACCUUUAAAAAUGAAUAUAACUAAUGGUUUUCUACCAUCAAGAGGUAUACGAUCUCAAUCAGCAAUGAAAUCAAAAUGUACCCUAACAGAUUUAACAAACGAUAAUAACAAUAAUUAUAAUAAUAACAAUAAUAGUAAUAUUUUCUAUUCUCAUAAUACAUCAAGACAGCAUAGUCAUAAUUCAUCUAUCAAAAGUGUCGCAUUUGACUUUCAAAAUUCAAGAACAAUGCACAAGGAUUCAACUCCAUUGCCUACAUUAGCUAAUAAUCAUAUGAUAACAUAUCAUCAUCACCAACAUCAUCAUCAUAAUAAUAACAGUAAUAGUACCAGUCCUCAUUUAAUUAUCAAUCGUUUAAUGCCUGCUGUUACAUCAGUCAAAUUAAAUCGUGUAAUCCGACGUAGUGCAAAUCAAGAACACCAUAGAACACCUGUUCAAUGA